Messenger RNA from Cetraspora pellucida, 1461 nucleotides. The record is from the annotation of a GenBank genome assembly. Lineage: Eukaryota; Fungi; Glomeromycota; Glomeromycetes; Diversisporales; Gigasporaceae.
AUGUCUAAGACUUCGCCUUUUACAAAUUCAUCAUUUGCAAGUUCGUCGUCAUCUCUUUUGGAAAAUAUAAAGAUGUACGAUGAUAAUGAUGAAUAUGUACCAAUUUUAACAUUUCGUCAACGUUUUUUAAACGACUCGGAUUCAGAUAGUGAGAGCGAGGAUGAAAAUGCUGCAGACACAAGUGUCCCCAAGAGAAAACGUAAACAAGCCCUCCAACUACCACCACCACCUACCUUUGAACCAUUGGUUCAUCCAAGUCCUUUGUGUUAUGCAAGUGUUUGGUUGCCAUCACAUAUUAAAGUUGGUGUUUCCAGACCGAUCAUUUUGUUUUUACUUUUUUUUACUAUGUCUAUGAUGGACACGAUAGUUGCAAAUACGAAUAAAUACACUUCAACAAAAGAUGCAGGGGUUACUGGUAGACAAUGGGAAGAUAUAACCCGCAACGAGCUCCUUGUUUGGGUUGCCUUGGUUAUUUAUCAGGGACUUUUCAAGUUGCCGUCCCAUGACCAAUAUUGGAAUGAAGAUCCAAGGCUCCCGAUUCAUCAAAUUUUAAAGCAAAUGAUAUUCAAAUGCUUUGAAUCAAUAAAGAGGUUUCUUCAUGUAUCCUUCCCCGCCCCCAUAUCUACAUUAAAAAAUUAUUUUGAUAAAGUAGAACCACUACUUUUCCAUGUUUGUGAAGCUUCGAAACGGUACUACACACCGGGAUCAAAUGUUUCAGUGAAUGAAAUGAUGAUACGAUUUUCUGAAAAAAGUGUCCAUACAGUGCGAAUGAAAAAUAAGCCAGUUCCGAAAAGUUUCAAGAUUUUUUCUCUUUGCGAAUCCGAGUACACAUACACUUUUCUACCAAUAUCACGCAUUGCCUUAAGUAAUGUCACAAAAGUGAAUAGUCUUAAUAAAGUUGGUGUUCCUCUCUUUCAGCAUCUUCGACAAAUCAGCGUUGGAGCUUGUGAAACUGUUCGAAAAACGGCAGCUAGAUUUCCAAAGGAAUUAAAAGUGAAUAAAGGCGCUAAAUUAGAUUGGGACAUCCAUUCUGAUGUUGAAAUAAAUGGUGUGUUGGCUAUUUUCUGGCAAGACAAUGGGCCAGUCAUGAUGCUAUCAACUAUUCACAGUCUUGUGGCAGUAUUUGGCUCUGAGCCAAAAAAAAAAUUAAAAAUUCCAAAAGUAAUUGAUGACUACAAUCAUAACAUGAAUGGAUCAAUGCAAGAACAUAAAGAGUUCCGUAAUGAACUUGUUUGGGAUCUUAUUGAGCUUGUGAAUGAUUCAGAUCAACGGUUGGUGUCCGAAAACCAUUUGGCCAUAUGGAAGGACCAACAAGAAACAUGCUAUUGGUGUGUUUGGUUGGCAAGUAAGAAUGAAUUGGAUAUGGAUCGCAAAACAUCAUACCAAAGCCAGGGGCCAAAGCUAGCAUUAGCUGGGUGGGUAGGCGAACUGGCUUUAAGGGCCAGUGCUACAUUAGCUUGG